UUGAGUGGGAAUCAUUUAUUUGAGCUCUGUGUCGGUCGCUUGUAAUCAGUUGAUCGUCGAAUUUGGAUCGCGAAGUUUGCGUUUGGCCCCAACCAUAAUAUUUGGUUUGAGAUUUCUUUCAUUUUUCUUCGUUUAUAUUAACAAACGGUUCAUUUUUGGUGCUUGAGAAUAGUGCAAGAAUAAAAAAGAAGAAAAUGCUCAAAUACGUCGUGAAUAUUUGUUUAAUCACAUUUUUUGUCGUUCAUUUGGUCAACGCUGACGCAGUAAAACAAAAUCGACGCACUAAACGACUUGGAACGGGCGGUCGCAACGCAACAAAUAAAUUCAAAAAAGAAAUAUGGAAACAAGAUGUUGGUGAUUUAUUUCAAAUUGCACCGUCAACGCAAGGCAUUCAAAAUGUGCAUUUAAAAUGUGGCUCAAACUCUAUGUUUGUCAAAUUAGAAACCGAUUCGGAUUUCAUGGGAGUCAUGUAUGCCAAAGGUAGUUUCUAUGAUCAAGCCAAUUCGCCAUGCUUUGUGCAAUCGAAAAAGAAUCGUGGCAUUCGAAAUCUGUCGAUGCGUUUUACAUUCGAUCAGUGCAAUACAAAACACGAAGGAAACGUUUUCACCAAUACGAUUAUUGUGCAAAAUGAUCCGGAAUUGGUGACACCAGGCGAUGCUGCAUUUGCAUUACAAUGCGAUUUCCGAAAGCCAAGAGGCUUGAAUGUUGAAGCCAACUAUGAAACCAACAAUGACAGAGUGGCGUCAGGAGCACGAAUUAUUUUAACAAGCCCAGAUCCCACCAGUGAUAAUGCACCUCCAGACACUGAACACGAAAACACAAUCUUUAGCGAAACCGAUACAGAUACAGUCACAUUCACUUCACAUGACAAACAAACGGCAUCGAAUGACGCACCAUCGUCUGAUUCGACGAAUUCAGUCGAUACCGAUGAAUCAGCGUCGUCGUCAGUUGAAUCUCAUCCGCAGAAAGUAAAAAUCACCAUCGAUUCAGUGCCACCGUAUGCGAACGAUAUAAAAACUGAAUCGACUAAUCACAUCGAUAUCGAAGAAAGUGAAAGAGAUUCGAUUGAACACGCGCACGAUUUGAACAAAGAAAUGAGUAAAGAAGAAAAAGAAGAAGCUGGAGAUGGAGAAGAAAAACAUGUGAAAAACGAUGAACUUUGAAUUGAUCCAAAACAAAUCACACGUUGAUACAUGCAUUUAUCAUUCUCACAAUUAACGACUUGAUAAAACGAAAACGAAAACAAAACCAUAUGUGAAAUCAUCCAAAUUAUCCAAUAAGAUUAAAUUAUUCUCGCAUUUUUUUUCUGCAAUAUAAUUUUACCUUCAAUUCUCAGGCGACCGUCCGAAGACCAUGGCGGACCCCGUGCUUAUGACGAUAUUAUUUACUAAGCGAUUCGGUUUUGAUUUUCUUUCAUUUCUUUCUGUUUCAAUUGUGUAAAAUGGCAAUAAAACAAACAAAAAACCAACACAUCACAAGUAAAUUAAGAGAACUAAUUUAUAGAACGAAAUUUCGUGUAUAAGAAACUAUUGUUAAUGUGUAAAGGCAAAAUGUAUCGAUAAUGUAAUGAGUUGUAAUGAAAAUGAAACCUGUUGAAUAAAAAAACGAUAAAUUUGAAGAAAAAAAAACGAAAAAAAAGAAAAAGU
This is a messenger RNA of Sitodiplosis mosellana (orange wheat blossom midge), 1646 nucleotides long. RefSeq lists its product as uncharacterized. Bases 195 to 1163 code for a protein of 322 amino acids. The record is from RefSeq and is a predicted model, not a curated record. NCBI's taxonomy places the organism in Eukaryota, Metazoa, Arthropoda, Insecta, Diptera, Cecidomyiidae. The transcript has 3 exons.